AUGGCGGCUUCGAUACGGUUGUGCUGUGCCCUCCGCGUUACAUUUCGAGGGGCAGUACCACUUCGUUCAAUGGGUGGAGUAUUUCCAACGUCUCCAUUGGCCACUGGAGUCUUGUCUGUCUCUUUCCAAAGAAAUCCUUCCUUACCACUGAUCUCUGCAGCACCAUGGCAGCAAACCAGACAUGGCAGCUUCUUCAACAAGUUAACUGCUCAGGAGCUGUGGAAAGCUGUGUCAGCAGAGACGGGUGCCGGGAGCAAGAAGGGCCGAGGGAAGAGAACCAAACGCAAACGGAAGCAAGACCUGAAUGUUGGACAGCGCAUUGGAGAGGGUCGCGGCGGUUUUCUGUGGCCGGGCCUGAAUGCUCCGUUGCCGAGGGACGCGACUUCGUGGAGCAUGAGUCGCAGAAGUGAGGUGGAGCAACAGGAGAAGCAGUCUGAACUCGAGCGUUUCAGAAUUGAGUGGGAAAGAAAGAGGAAUGUGAAGGUCAAGAAGGAGAGGGGGUGGACAGGAGGUUCUUUGGGGGGCACCAGCCUGGGCCCUCCUGAUCCCGGACCAUAUGGAGACGCUUAUGAGGAUUUUGAUUCACGUGUGAUCGAGGUGAGAGCUGUGGGUACCAUGACGGCCAAGGAGGGGAGGAAGAGGUCCAUCAGGUGUCUGGUUGCCGUGGGAAAUGGCAAGGGAACUGCAGGCUUUGCGUUGGGGAAGGCGGCGGACAGAAUGACGGCUCUGAAGAGGGCCAAGAACAAAGCCAUGCACUACUUGCGCUACAUCGAACGGUGCGACAACCACACCAUUUUUCACAACAUUGAUUCCACGGUCAUGAAGACGACUCUCCACAUGAGGAAGAAAAACAGAGGUCAUGGUCUGCGCUGCCACCGAGCCGUCAUCACUAUGUGUAAACUUAUCGGUAUCGAGGACAUGUACUGUAGAGUAAAAGGAUCCGUUAACCUCCUUAACAUCACCAAGGCGCUCUUCUCUGGUUUAGCCAAUCAGGAAACCCACCAAGCUCUGGCAGAAAAGAAGCAGCUCCAUGUUGUGGAGUUUCGGGCGGAGCGCGGUGCGCUCCCCAUAGUGGUGGCGAGUCCUAAACACGGGGCACGACCCAACCCGGAGCCUGAGGAUGAAGUUCCCAACAUCACGCUUCACUGGGACGAUGUGAAAGCUGCACAGGGAGUCAAACGCUCACCGUGGGCAGGCGUCAAACGCAGCAUCUGGUAGUUUGGGAUGGGCCUAAUACUUGGACUGCAGUGCUGAUGUGUGGGUGGGUUCAGGAGGAUUCAGCAUUGAGGAAGAAGUGUCAGCUUGGCAUCUGUCAAGAAACUGUACAAACAGCUCGCUUCAGUCAGUAAAUGACGUCCAGAGGAUUGUGAAUGUGGGCGGUAGAUGGACUGCAGUUACCUGUCACAGAAAACACAAACUCUAGUUUCCCCUCAAACUGUCCUCUGUUGAACAAACAAAUCAUCUCCUGUCAAACAUCAGUAAUAAUAAAGUAUGAACCUGGAAAAACCUC
Thalassophryne amazonica is the source of this 1510-nucleotide messenger RNA. It is a transcript of the gene mrps5, whose product is annotated as mitochondrial ribosomal protein S5. Gene Ontology annotation, cellular component: ribosome. Bases 1 to 1218 code for a protein of 405 amino acids. Gene Ontology annotation, biological process: translation. Lineage: Eukaryota; Metazoa; Chordata; Actinopteri; Batrachoidiformes; Batrachoididae. Gene Ontology annotation, molecular function: structural constituent of ribosome; RNA binding. The record is from RefSeq and is a predicted model, not a curated record. The transcript is spliced from 12 exons.